GGGCAAUCCCACACCUACAGACGCCUCUAUAUAAACAAAUACAGCUGCAUUCUUCACUUUCGUAACAUUCUAGCCUAGCAGGUGACGGAUGAAGGCUUGAUGCAACCAACUUGUAGAGGAUUACUUCUUAUGGCUAGAAAUAAAUCUACUGGAUCUGCUGACAUUUAACUACAUCUACUAGUUGUAUCUACUGGAUCUGCUGGCAUUUAACUACAUCUACUAGUUGUAUCUACUGGAUCUACUGACAUUUAACUACAUCUACUAGUUGUAUCUACUGGAUCUACUGACAUUUAACUACAUCUACUAGUUGUAUCUACUGGAUCUGCUGGCAUUUAACUACAUCUACUAGUUGUAUCUACUGGAUCUGCUGACAUUUAACUACAUCUACUAGUUGUAUCUACUGGAGCUGCUGACAUUUAACUACAUCUACUAGUUGUAUCUACUGGAUCUACUGACAUUUAACUACAUCUACUAGUUGUAUCUACUGGAUCUGCUGACAUUUAACUACAUCUACUAGUUGUAUCUACUGGAUCUACUGACAUUUAACUACAUCUACUAGUUGUAUCUACUGGAUCUGCUGACAUUUAACUACAUCUACUAGUUGUAUCUACUGGAGCUUGUAUUUGAUUGCAUCUAUGGAGCUGACCAUUCAACUGAUAUUGUUUGCAACGAUCGCCCUAGUGGUCCUAAUUGCAAUCUUGAUUGCUGUUGUUCAUAAAGUUAAAUCGCAAACAGUUGACAGGUUCCUGGUGAAAAACCCACCAAAAGACACCGUGAUCCUCCACCAAUAUGGCGCUUCUCCUACAGUACCUAGUAUAUCACCUUACGUCAUCAAACUUGAAACAUACCUCAAAGUGGCCAAAAUUCCUUACGUUAACCAUUACGAUCGUAAGCCAGGACCUAAAGGCAAACUUCCAUGGAUACAGUUCAAUGAACACGUGAUACCCGAUACACACUUCAUCAUUCAGUUCUUGAACAAAAAGUUUCACAUCGACCUGAAUAAAAACCUGAGCAGAGAACAGUUAGCGAUUGGUCACAUGGCACGGAGGACAGUUGAAGAAUCGCUUUACUGGAUUAUGCUGACCUUUCGUCUAGUGUUUGAGAAAUGCGGCACCAUCUACAAGAAACUUGGUCUACCCAUGUUUUUCAUCUGGUACAUGCGCGCCACUGCUAAGGGCAGGCUUUUUUCUCAUGGUAUUUCCCGCCAUUCUGAGGAUGAGGUCAGACAGUUGAUGGAAGAUGACCUCAGUGCUAUCUCGGCUAUUUUAGGCCAGAAGCGUUUUCUGUUUGGCAACUCAGUUGAAGAUGUGACCGAGUUUGAUUGCGCUGUGUUCGGUCAGCUUUGUCAGAUGGUGUGGCAGAUGCCAGACUGUCACGUAGAAGACGUUAUUGCUGGAAAUUUUCCUAAUCUGGUGGAAUACUGUACAAGGAUGAAGACAGAAUUCUGGGCUGACUGGGAGCAGAGGUUGCUCAAGCAGCAUUAACGGACCUUACAAAUAACGUUAGCAGCGCAUAUCUCAUAACCCUAAAACCGCCAUUCAUAUUAGACCGCACAUAUUUUCAUUCAAGUUAUAAAUUUACCACUUUAUGUCUGAUUUCACAUCUAUUUCUUUUAAAGUUCUAGGGAAAAGUGUGAAAAUUUGGAGUUAUGAAAUUAUUUUAGUUUCCAACCACCUAAGUUAGUGGAUAAUUUACUACUUUAAUAAAGUUAUCUUUCUGCAAAUAAGCAAUGUGUAGAUAAGCAUAGUCUAAAGGGUUUCAAGGUGGUAAACAGGUUACGUCAUAAAAUUAUGUAAAAUAAUGUAUAAUAAACACUGUCCACUACAAGUGGACGCCAAACGUGCAAUAUAAACCUACGACAUAUGAACACUCGCUGUUUAUCCGAAUUAUUUUCAUUUUAUAAAUGCUUACACGUGUAUGCCAAAUUGGCUCUUUUUCAAAAUAAAUUACAGAUUUUUACUGAACCAAAAUUCACAUGUUUGUGAAAUAAAAUAAAUAAAUAAAAAUG
This is a messenger RNA of Physella acuta, 2008 nucleotides long. RefSeq names its product failed axon connections homolog. Gene Ontology annotation, cellular component: cytoplasm. NCBI's taxonomy places the organism in Eukaryota, Metazoa, Mollusca, Gastropoda, Physidae. The record is from RefSeq and is a predicted model, not a curated record.